Molecule: messenger RNA, 1014 nt
Organism: Acanthoscelides obtectus
Lineage: Eukaryota; Metazoa; Arthropoda; Insecta; Coleoptera; Chrysomelidae
Source: the annotation of a GenBank genome assembly
AUGCCUGAAAAAGUUAAAUUUGUACUGUCUCUCUCCGGUUGGCGGAAGAUGGCGGAAAGUGAGAAGUCGUCUGAAAAUUCGUCUCUUAAAAAGAAUGAAAAAAAGAACAUCAUACUGUGCCUACACUGUAAAAAAAAAGUUGUGAACGUAGUGAAGUGCAAAAAGUGUAAUAACUCGUUUCAUCCUGCUUGUCUGGAGCAGGCAGGCGAGUUGAAAAAUACCAAUUGUAUGCACGAAUCAAGCAAGGUUAGAAGAGAGAGUGUAAACAUGCUGCUCUGUGAAGAUUCAACGGAGUUGGAUGUUCUAAGAACGCUGGUGAAAGAACUGCAAAGCAAAAAUCGAAUCGCGGAAGAAAACAGUCAACUUUUGAGAGAAAAGGUGCAUUUCCUUGAAGAUAGAGUUGAUUACCUAAACAAAAAGGUCCAACAAUACGAAAAUAUCAAACAUCCAUCGGAUUCAGUGACAUCUAACGAGGAACCUCGCAAAAUCCAUAAUGCGGUUGCAAACAACGAAAUCGUAAUUCUGGAAAAUCUUAGUGCUGAACCAGUUGACGACAGUGGCGCGCUGCCUGCGGCCAACUCCCCUGUCAUCGUGAAUUCAGAAGAAGACAAAUGGGUAGAGGUUAGAAACCGAAAUAAAAAUAAAAUCUCGGUCAGAAACAGACCUGUUGAUAAAUCCAGUCGACCUGAACCUUUGAGAGGCUCCAAUGUAAAUAUAUGCAGCCUUAGACCAGCAUCCAGAGUAUCAUCUUUGUUUUUAUCUGGCCUGGCACCAGAAGUUACCAGCGAAAGCGUGAAAAAUUUUCUGAAAGAAAACAACUUUAAUGAAUACACCUGCGAAAAAAUGAAAACCAAGAAAGAAAAGUACUGCAGCUCAUUUCGACUUACUGUUCCUCAUGAUGACAUUGAUAAAUAUUUAUGUCCGGAUCUGUGGCCAAGGGGCAUCCUAAUAAACCAUUUUCGGAACCUGCAGCGCCAAAAUAUGGUAAAGGAAAACCUAAACAGCAGGAAGUAA